Molecule: messenger RNA, 2460 nt
Organism: Dermochelys coriacea (leatherback sea turtle)
Lineage: Eukaryota; Metazoa; Chordata; Testudines; Dermochelyidae
Gene: KLHDC8B
Product: kelch domain containing 8B
Exons: 6
Coding region: 627-1550 (307 amino acids)
Molecular function (GO): protein binding
Source: RefSeq, a predicted model, not a curated record
CUGGCCGCGGCUCGGGAGCGGGGGAGGCGCCGCCGGCCCGUCAGCUCGGCGCAGCGCCCGGCGCGGGGUGUUUCCCGGCGCUCAGCCGCGCCGCUCGGGGAAGCCGGAGCCGCGGCGGACCCGCGCCCCGGAGCGGAUGGGCCAGAGCCUGGCCCCCUCACAUGUCUUCUCCCCCUUCAGGCAGGAGCCGGUGGAGGGAAGAGGAGCUGCAGAAACUCCAGUCUGAGCAGGGCCAGACCUAAAACCACGCACCAGGCAGGAGUGUCCAGCUGCCAUGGCAGAGCCCUGCUCCAGAACCGCUGCACCUGUCUGGCUGGGCCAGCGGAACUGACCUGCAAGCGGCUGAGUCUGGGGUGUUUCCUGCCUGUUACUGUAAGACGAUGCUAGCAGCUCCGAGUAGGAAUUGACCUCUCCCCGCCCUGGGGAUCCGUCCCAUCGGAGCCAGUGGCCACCGGGCACUACAGGCCUGGGCCCCCUCCCAUAGGGCUUGAGGCGGAAUUGCCCUCACAGGAGCAUCGCUGCAGCUGCUGGCCGUGGGUGGAGUUGUCUGCCCAGAGCAGAGCCCUGAGGAUGCCCCGCUGGGAGCCUAGGUGAGAGGUGCUGCAACGGCUCCCCCCUGAGGUACCAUGCCGGUUCCCGCUAUGGCAGCCACCACUGCCAGGUCUUUCUUCUGGGAGGCCUUCCCUCCCAUGCCCACCUGCCGGGUGUACUGCAGCCCUGCGUACCAGGACGGGCACCUCUUUGUGGCGGGGGGCUGUGGCCAGGCGGGGCUGCCCCUGGACACCGUGGAGAUGCUGGAUGUGCUUUCCCAGAAGUGGACGGUGCUCCCUCCGCUCCUCACACCCCGGGCUGGGGCGGCUGCAGUGGCCCUGGGGAAGCAGGUCCUGGUGAUGGGGGGCAUGAAUUCCAGGCAGAGCCCCCUGGCCUCCGUCGAAGUCUUCAACACAGAUGAGGGCAAGUGGGAGAAGGCGGCAGCCCUGGCCCAGCCAUCCAUGGGCAUCUCUGCCGUCGAGAGAGACGGUUUGGUCUAUGCUCUUGGGGGCAUGGGUGCAGACACCUCUUCUCAGGCACUAGUGCGGGUCUAUGAGCCAGCGACUGCCCACUGGCAGCUUCUGCCCUCCAUGCCCACCCCCUGCUAUGGGGCAUCUGCCUUCCUGCAGGGCAACAAGAUCUUCCUCCUGGGCGGGAGGCAGGGCAAGCUGCCCGUCACUGCCUUCGAGGCCUUCGACCUGGAGACAAGGAGCUGGACGCGCUAUCCCAGCGUCCCCAGCCGGCGGGCCUUUGCCAGCUGCGCCAUGGCCGACGGCUGCUUCUUCAGCCUCGGGGGCCUGCAGCAACCGGGACCCCACAACUUCUACUCCCGGCCCCACUUUGUCAACACAGUGGAGAUGUUUGAGCCGGAGCAGGGGGCCUGGAGCAAGCUGGGCCGCGCCGUGCGCAUGCGGGAGAAGAGAGCUGACUUCGUGGCUGGCUGCCUCGGCGGGCGAGUGGUGGUGGCCGGAGGCCUCGGGAACCAGUCAUUCCCCCCUGGGCUCAGUGGAAGGAUUUAGCAUACCAAGGAAGAAAUGGGAGCUGUUGCCCCCCAUGCCCACCAGUCGUUGCUCCUGCUCCAGCUACCAGGCCCCAAGCCUGCUGUUUGUGAUCGGAGGGGUGGCACAGGGCCCCAGCGGCGCAGUCGAGGCUCUCUGCCUGCGGGAAGGGGCAUGAAGCGAGCCCCUGGCAGAAGGAUCCCACCAACAGAGCUGAGGGCAAAGUGCCUGAAGCUGGCGACGGGUGCCACGGAGAGCAAACUCUUUGGAGCUGGUGUGUAGCUCGUAGUUACUGAGUCGGGGCACUAAAGCAGUGACGUUGUUUUUUGCUCGUUAGGCUUUCAGAAGCUGAAAUUAGUUUUCUAGUGUAGCUCAGAGAUGGGAGCGGUCGGUCUGUUCUUGGGGGACAGGAGAGAACCAGGGCAGGGCAAACCGCAGAGGAGUCUGGAAGGAGUGUCAAUGCCAGGGGAUGGGGUGGCUCCCCAGAGCAGCUGAAGGGACUUCACGAUCCUGGGGAAUCCAAAGCUGGCUCUCAGAUGUCAGGUCCUGUUGCGAACACUGCACUUCAGGGGUGGGGGCAACCUGCAGGGCAGCCACCUCCUCGUUCAUGGAGCUCCAGGGUCCAUCUGUCUGUCCCUCAGCAGUCUCUUGGGAGGAGAGCCAGCCCCUGGGUGGGGGAGCUGGUUUGAGCUGCCUGUUGUCCAGUGUGAAUGUCUGUGCUGUCUUUGUGCAGAUGUGUCUUAUGCUGCGCAGUGAGGAGCACCAGUGACUCGCGGGAGGCCAGAGGAGAGCAGUGAGACGUGAGGCUGCUAGUGAAUGCUGUAUUAUUGUAGCCCUGGUCCUGUGUCCCAUGUAGCACAUAUGGUGCCCUGUAUCUCAGUGCCUAGGAGGUGCUGUAGCACCUCAAAUAAAUGAAACAAGUGGAAUUUGA